UCCAUAAACAAAUGUUUCUUUUUAUAGUCACCCCUUUUUAAGAAACUCCAAAACCGCUUUCUUGAGAACAAAGAUUCAGCAUCAAUCUCUUUCAUUAGAUUCUUAGCUUUGUUUCUCUUUUUGGAGCUGAAGAUCUUGAAAGUCUUGUGAGCAAAGAAAAGAAAAUGAAAUUUAUGAAACUUGGAUCCAAACCUGAUUCAUCUCAGUCUAAAGGAGACAGUAUUAGGUAUGUAGCAACUGAGUUAGAAACAGAGAUUAUCGUCAUCAUCGGCAAUCUCAAAUUCUAUCUGCAUAAGUUUCCAUUGCUAUCCAAAAGUGGACACUUGCAGAAACUCAUAGCAACAUCAAAAAAUGAAGAGAAGAAGAACAAAAUCGAUGAGAUUGACAUAACAGAGAUUCCUGGUGGCUCCGUUGCUUUUGAGAUUUGCGUCAAGUUCUGUUACGGAAUCACUGUGACCUUAAACGCUUACAACGUGGUUGCAGCUCGUUGUGCAGCUGAAUUCUUGGAGAUGAAUGAAAACUUUGAGAAAAGUAAUCUUGUUUACAAGAGUGAUGUUUUCUUGAACUCAACUAUUUUCCGUAGCUGGAAAGAUUCUAUAAUUGUUCUUCAGACCACAAGAGAUCUCUCUCCUAAAUACUCAGAUGAGGAGUUUAACCUGAAGCUCGCGAAGCGUUGUCUCGAGUCUAUUGCUUCUACAGCUUCGAUACACACCUCGAAAGUCGAAUGGUCUUACACUUACAACAGGAAGAAGAAGCUCGAUCCAAAGGUGAAAAAACAAGAAGCUGUUCCCAAAGACUGGUGGGUGGAAGAUUUAUGCGAUCUUCACAUCGAUUUGUAUAAACAAGCCAUCGAAGCAAUCAAGAAGAGAGGUAAAGUUCCGGCUUUCGUGAUCGGAGAAGCAUUACACGCUUAUGCAGCAAGAAGAAUAGCUGGUUUUAGCAAAGGCACAGUGAAAACAAGUGAUAGAUCUUUGACUGAUUCGAUCAUAGAGCUUGUCCCGGACGAGAAAGGAAGCGUUUCUUCCGGUUUCUUGAGUAAGCUGCUCCGAGCAGCGAUCUCUCUCGGGUGUGAAGAAACCGUGAAAGAGAGGUUAAAGAAACGAAUCAGCGAGCAGCUUGAAGAGACGACUCUGAGUGAGAUCUUAUCGUAUGAUGUAGAUAUGGUGCAGAGCCUAGUCAAGGAGUUUAUGAGCCGUGAUCCGAAAACUCGCUCGAAAGUAUCUGUCACAAAGCUCAUUGAUGGAUACUUAGCUGAGAAAUCAAGAGAUGCUAGUUUCCUUCUCCAAAACUUCCUCUCUCUCGCUGAGACACUCUCUAGCUUCCCAAGACAGUCUCAUGAUGGGUUAUAUCGUGCCAUUGACAUGUUUCUGAAGGAACAUUCUGGGAUUAGCAAGAGCGAGAAGAAGAGAUUGUGCGGGUUAAUGGAUUGCAGGAAACUAUCAGCGGAAGCGUGUGAACAUGCGGUGCAGAACGAGCGUUUGCCCAUGAGGGUGAUUGUGCAGGUUCUGUUUUUUGAACAGAUUAGAGCAAAUUGUUCAUCAACAGAGAACACCACAACGACCUUAAACACUGAGGAUGAUGAAUGGGAUCAAUGAGGGACAUAGUUUUUGAUCUUUAGGGUUUUUUGAAUCUGUUCUCAUUUGUUUCUUCAGAAGCACGUCAACAGGAUUUGUAGAAACAACACAAUCUGGUUCUUUUUUCUGAAUUGGAAACAUUUGGUGGUC
Molecule: messenger RNA, 1724 nt
Organism: Thlaspi arvense
Lineage: Eukaryota; Viridiplantae; Streptophyta; Magnoliopsida; Brassicales; Brassicaceae
Source: the annotation of a GenBank genome assembly